Molecule: messenger RNA, 2631 nt
Organism: Terrapene triunguis (Three-toed box turtle)
Lineage: Eukaryota; Metazoa; Chordata; Testudines; Emydidae
Product: calcium-activated chloride channel regulator 4-like
Exons: 13
Coding region: 1-2631 (876 amino acids)
Biological process (GO): chloride transport
Molecular function (GO): intracellularly calcium-gated chloride channel activity
Source: RefSeq, a predicted model, not a curated record
AUGAGGGUGUUCAAGAGCUUGGUUCUUUUAUUUCUGCUACUUGUAGUGAGAGGUUCUAUGGUUCAGCUGAAAAAUGGUGGCUAUGAAGAUAUUGUUAUUGCAAUUAACCCUGAGUUACCAGAAGAUCACAAUAUCAUAAGAAACAUACAGGCCAUGGUCAAAGAGGCUUCUACUUACUUGUUCAAUGCUACAAAACAGAGAUUUUUUUUCAAGGCUGUAAAAAUUAUAAUUCCUCUAUUUCACAUAUGCUCCUGCUCUUCCACAGCCAAAGUUUUUGUCCAUGAAUGGGCCCAUCUUCGUUGGGGAGUGUUUGAUGAAUACAAUAAUGAUGCACCUUUCUAUGUGUCUGUAAAUUCUGGAAAAGCAAGUGUUGAAGCAACAAGGUGUUCAGCUAGUGUCACUGGGAAAUACAUAGUCCAAAGCUGCACGGGAAACAGCUGCACGACAAGAGAAUGCAAAUCUGAUGAACAGACAAAGCUGUAUGAAGCUGGAUGUAAAUUUGUACCAGAAAAAACACAAAAUGCCCCAGCAUCUAUAAUGUAUAUGCAGAGCCUCCCUUCUGUGGUUGAGUUCUGUGAUCAAAGUACUCAUAAUGAAAAGGCUACAAAUCUGCAGAACAAAAUGUGUAACUACCACAGCACCUGGGAAGUAAUUAUGAACUCUAUGGACUUCAGUAACACCUCUCCGAUAAAUAGCGCAAGUCCUCCAUUUGAGACGGCCUUCUCAUUGCUGCAGACCAAAGACAGAGUAGUCUGUCUAGUACUUGAUGUUUCUGGGAGCAUGGACGGGAAUAACCGCAUUAAACGUCUCAAACAAGCUGCAGAGAUAUUCCUGCUACAGGUUAUUGAAACGGGUUCCUGGGUUGGAAUUGUCACAUUCCAUUCUACGGCACAAAUUGAAACUUAUCUACAACAAAUAAUCAAUGAGAAUGUACGCCGGGAUCUUACCGAAUACCUGCCUAUAUCAGCUGGUGGAGGAACUAACAUCUGCGCAGGAGUACACAAAGGAUUUGAGGUGAUUAAACAAAAGUACUCUAAUCUCUAUGGUUCUGAAAUUGUACUGCUGACAGAUGGAGAGGAUGGGGGUAUGAGCAGUUGCCUUACGGAGGUGAAAAACAGUGGAUCGAUCAUUCACACCAUUGCCUUGGGACCAAAUGCUGCUCCAGAACUAGAACAAUUUUCAAAUAUGACGGGAGGCUUAAGGUUUUAUGCCACCGAUACAGUCGACUCCAAUGGCCUUAUUGAUGCAUUCAGUGGAAUUUCAUCAGGAAGUGGAAAUAUUUCUGAACAGUCUAUUCAGCUUGAAAGUACAGCUCAGAGUGUCACAGUCAAGCAGUGGAUGAAUGGUACAGUGACUGUAGAUAGCACUGUGGGAAAGGACACCUUCUUUGUAGUUACAUGGGAUCGAAGCACAUCUCCACCAGACAUUUUACUGAGGGACCCCAAAGGAAAAGAAUAUAGAACGUCAAACUUCACAGUUAGUGAUCUAAACCUCCGAACAGCUCGACUGAAUAUAGCAGGCACUGCAGAGGUGGGGGAUUGGUAUUAUUGGAUUCAAAAUAAGCACACAGAUUCUCAAGUCAUAUCCAUGAUAGUAACCUCUCGAGCCGCAUCUUUGGCUGUGCCUCCAGUGACUGUGAAAGCCCUCAUGAAUAAGGAUACAAACAACUUCCCUAAUCCAAUGGUGAUUUAUGCAGAAGUUAGUCAAGGAUUUUUGCCUGUUCUUGGUGCAACCGUGAUGGCCACUGUUGAACCACAGACUGGAUCUGCAGUGGAGCUCAAACUCCUUGAUGAUGGUUCAGGUGCUGAUAUUACCAAGAAUGAUGGAGUCUAUUCAAAGUACUUUACAUCUUUCAGAGGAAAUGGUAGAUACAACUUAAAAGUGCGUGUCCAAGGAAAAGAUAAGACUGUCAGACUUCGCCGCAGGCAGAGUCGAGCCUUGUAUGUUCCAGGCUACAUAGAAAAUGGUGAAAUUAAAAUGAAUGCACCGAGACCUGAACCUAGUGAUGAUGAAAUUCAAGCAAAGCUAGGGAGUUUCAAUAGAGUUGCCUCAGGAGGUUCUUUUGUAAUGGAGAAUGUUCCUUCAGGAGGAACUACUGAUGUGUUCCCACCCUGUAAAAUUAUUGACCUGGAGGCUCAGUAUGAAGAAGAUAAAAUUCACUUGUCUUGGACAGCUCCCGGGAAUGACUUUGAUGUGGGACAAGCUGACAGAUACAUAAUAAAAAUGAGUGAAAGUCUUCUGGACCUGAGAAACACCUUUGAGGAUGCUACUUCCGUGAAUACUUCCAGUCUGGUACCUAAACCUGCCGGCACCAAAGAAUCAUUUCAGUUUAAAUCAGAAAAUGUCACAAUAGAAAAUGGCACCAUAAUCUACUUUGCAAUACGUGCCAUUGAUAAUGCCUCCCUGACCUCAGAAGUGUCUAAUAUAGCACAAGCAGCUUUGUUUAUCCCUCCAAAGGAAUCCUCGCCUGAUAGUACUCCUAAUGAUGAUGUUAUCAAUGAAGGUAUUAAUGUUUUAACAAUAGUGUUAAUAGUAGCUGGGUCUAUAAUAGCUGUAUCAAUAGCUGUAAGUAUGAUUGUUUGCAUUUUACACAAGAAAAAUAGAAGGGGAGGCCCUGAGCUCAGAAUGUAA